This is a messenger RNA of Phragmites australis (common reed), 1708 nucleotides long. RefSeq lists its product as uncharacterized. Bases 536 to 1270 code for a protein of 244 amino acids. The record is from RefSeq and is a predicted model, not a curated record. Lineage: Eukaryota; Viridiplantae; Streptophyta; Magnoliopsida; Poales; Poaceae. The transcript has 3 exons.
GAGGUUGCCAAGGCAAAACUUGCAUGGAAUAUCUACUUCACAUGUUUUUAGGUUGGCUUGUUGUUUCACUAAAGCAGCCAGAUUUGGCUCUCCGAUUGGUUGCUGCACUUCCCUGAUCUUUCCUUGUGUUUGUUAAACAAAUAGCGACACAGCGUACCUCCAGCCAACGAUCUCAAACUCUGAACUUUAGCAUUGCUGCCCCUGCAUCCUGCUUACCCUCACAGCCUGUCAACCAUUGCAUUAGUAACCUUUUCUUCCCUUUCGGUUGGCAUCUGUUGUUUCUACCACAAAAGGAUGUUGUUCCCUUCAUAAGCACGAGGAGAGAGAGCCUGGCAACUACUUCCAAAGUGUCUUCCUCAGAGCUCCCCUGUGGUUAGGGCUCUUCAUGGCACAGUCUCUGAAAUGAGUAAUGGGUGCUAAGGAUAGAUUUGAGCAAGCUUCCUCCCAUUCUCUGCCCCUGCUAAUAUAUGGAGAUUGCCAGUGGUCAUGACCUGUAACAAAAGCAGAAGAAAAAUGCGAAAUAAGGAGCUGGAAUAUGAGAAUCAGGGCUUCAGGAAUGGCUACUGAUUUGCUUGGUACUCACAGAAUCCGCUCUGCCUUGUUGGAGAUAAAAGAUACAGCAAUCACAAUAGGUAUAAAAAGUAGAGAUUGUAUUCAUAAAAUAGCCAAAUUAUUGCUGAAAGCUAGGCAAAAGCUUUUAUACACCUUGGAAGUGCCAAUGGACAAGCAUUCCAGACAAGACAGUAAGGAAUCAGUUCGGAGAACAAUCAUGGAGCAUGAUAAGCUUUUCAGGCAGCAGGUGCACGAAUUACAUCGGUUAUAUAAUGUGCAGAAAUCACUGAUGACUGAACUAGGUUGUGAGAAUCAUAGUUUCCAAUCUAGAACAGAAGAAACUCAUGAAGUGGUGCAGGGAUCAAGGCCGAAUCUCAAGAGUAGUCCUUCAACCUCCGAGACCAACCAAUCUGCUCGCCUUGAUUAUGUACAACACUCAGCUCCCCAACAAGUACCUGAACAUUUAAGUCUUCAAGAAUGCAAGCCAGGAACCUGCCUAAGCCUCUUCAGUGAAGAAACUUCAACAACCAAAGAUGGAUUUCACACAGAAAGACCAGCAGGUAGCCAUAAAUCAGUUGAAGAUGAAAGUUGGAGUGCCUCUGUGGAGUGCGAUCUUGACCUCAAACUAAGCAUCGGCCCCAGUUCACAUGCAACAAAAGGACGACCUUGGCUAUUCUCUGGCAGCAGGGAAAGACACCCUUCUGGUCAGCAUCCGUGAGAGCAAACUGGUAUAUCUGGGUCAGUUAGAUGAUGCAAGAAGCAAUGAAACACCACUCCACAGUUUCAUACUGAGAAAGCUGAAGCCCCAUAAAAAAUGGCAUAACGAACGAUAUGCAGAAAUACAAGUCUGAAGAAAAGUCCACCUCCUCUUUAGACAUCUUUCACAAAAAGUCAUAUGGCAUUGAAGUGCUUCCAUCAAAUUUUGAUCAGAAUUUUUUUAGUCACUAGUAAUCUGUGUGCAAAAAUCUAGGGCCUCUCAGGCACCAAUGCUUGUUAGGACUGCAUUAUUGUAAUGUCAGGCAAAGCAUUGGUAGCAAUUAAGUUCUUGUUUGUCUUGUCCAUAAUUUAGAGUUUUAGGACAAAAGAAAACUACAUGCAAGUGACGAAUUUGAAGGAAAAAAAAAUCUGAUUUCAGUGCUCUUAUAGCAAUAGUUAA